Salvia splendens (bonfire salvia) is the source of this 1432-nucleotide messenger RNA. RefSeq names its product heterogeneous nuclear ribonucleoprotein 1. Bases 109 to 1248 code for a protein of 379 amino acids. NCBI's taxonomy places the organism in Eukaryota, Viridiplantae, Streptophyta, Magnoliopsida, Lamiales, Lamiaceae. Gene Ontology annotation, cellular component: nucleoplasm; chromatin. Gene Ontology annotation, biological process: regulation of gene expression. The transcript has 6 exons. Gene Ontology annotation, molecular function: RNA binding. The record is from RefSeq and is a predicted model, not a curated record.
CCGCCGACAAAAUCACGAGAGCUUCGUAGACCAAUCGGCAACCACAGCCGCAUUCCAACCGAUAGCGCCACCGUCCACCGCCACAGAAUCCAUACGCACCCAAUUCACAUGGAAGACAAUCGAAAUUUUACAGAAUCCGACCCUAGGCCGGAUAAUCAGGACGACGACGUUCCGAGGACGCCUGAAAACGUCAAUUCCGAGAAUUCUCAUCCGCACACCGGCGAUGGAGCUAGCCCUGGUAAAAUUUUCAUCGGAGGUCUUGCUCGAGAAACUACUUCUGAUCAAUUUAUCAAGUACUUUGGUAAAUAUGGGGAGAUUACGGAUUCGGUCAUAAUGAAGGAUAGGAGCACAGGGCAGCCCCGGGGGUUUGGGUUUGUGACCUACGCUGAUUCUUCUGUAGUCGAUAGGGUCAUCGAGGAAACUCACAUUAUUAAUGGAAAGCAAGUGGAGAUAAAGAGAACUAUACCAAGAGGAGCGAAUUCUAAAGAUUUCAAGACUAAGAAGAUUUUCAUAGGUGGCAUCCCGACUACUGUGGAUGAUGAUGAAUUCAGGGAUUUUUUUUCGAAUUAUGGAGAGGUAAAGGAGCAACAGAUUAUGAGAGAUCAUUCUACUGGUCGAUCUCGUGGAUUUGGAUUUAUCACAUUUGAAUCUGAUCAGAGUGUGGAUGAUCUCUUAGCAAAGGGGAACAGACUUGAUUUUUCUGGGACUCAAGUGGAAAUCAAGAAGGCGGAACCCAAGAAGACAAGCUUGGCACCACCGCCAUCCAGGCGCCCAAGUAAUUCUAGAACCCCAUUCGGCGGAGGCCACCGGGAAACCUAUGGUGGAUAUGAUGGUGGUUAUGGGGGUGGUGGUUUCGGUGGCAGUUCUUAUAGAUCCAGUGGAGGAGUCUAUGGAAGUAGAGCCAGCGAGUAUGGUGGAUAUGGUGGGGGACCCGAAUUCCAUGCCUACGGUAGAUAUGGCGUUCCUGGUUAUGGAGCAGGUUUAAGAAUGGAAUCUCCCCUAGGAUACUCGAGCCAUUUUGGGGGUGGUUUUGGCCGAGGGUAUGAUGUAGGCAGUGAGUAUGGGGGGCCAGCGGAUCGGUAUGCAGGGUAUGGUGGUGCUGGGUAUGGCGGUGGUUAUGAUGCUGGCUAUGGCGAUAGCUAUGGAAGCGGGCGUGGAGGUUCUGUUUAUGGACACAGAGGAGGAUAUGGCGCCGGUGGUGGUGGUGGUGGUGGUGGGAGUGGAAGGUACCAUCCCUAUGGGAGGUAGGUAUACAAGUUGUAGGGCUAAACUAUCUCCUAGAAUGUUUGUAUGCUCUUUGGUGGAAUGUGAAUGUCACUCAUCUUCUUGUAUUAGCUGGUUUUUCAAGAUCUGAUUAUUUUUAUGGGCAAGAAGCAACUCAUUCCUAUCAGUUUUACUACGUUUUUAUAUGAUAAUCUUUCAUCUUGGAUUA